Vigna radiata var. radiata (mung bean) is the source of this 2995-nucleotide messenger RNA. Its product is annotated as splicing factor 1. The transcript has 9 exons. Gene Ontology annotation, biological process: regulation of mRNA splicing, via spliceosome. The coding region runs from base 299 to 2695 and encodes 798 amino acids. Gene Ontology annotation, cellular component: nucleus. The record is from RefSeq and is a predicted model, not a curated record. Lineage: Eukaryota; Viridiplantae; Streptophyta; Magnoliopsida; Fabales; Fabaceae. Gene Ontology annotation, molecular function: mRNA binding.
AUAAGGGUAGUGGUAGCGGUGGUGGAGGAACGGGGAGGAGAGGAGAGGGUUUUGAAGAGCAAUUAUUUCGAUUUUCUUUGUAAUAAUAAAUAAAUAAAGCCCUUCAACUCGAAUUGGAAGAAAGGAAAAGAAAAGAUGGAAUGAGUUAUCUCUGUCUUAUGACGCGACUAAGAGGAGAGUAGCAAAGGAAAUUUAAUUCUGGUUUCAGAUUCAUCCCACAGUCACAGAUUGACUCCGAUCUUCUCGUCGGAAGUUAUAUCACGUUAGCAGUGUGUCCGCAACGUGACUGGAUAAGAGAAUGAGUGCAGAGAUUGAUUCAACUUCUGCUCCUGAACUUCAUAAAAUGUCUGGAACUUCAUCAGUAACAACCCCUAGUGGCCAAAAGCUCUCUAUAUUUGCAGCCAAAUCAGGAUUUGUCAUCCCUAAAAACAAAUUGUCCGGGUCACUGGUCCCUAUUUUCCGAGGGGCUAAAAAACACGGGGUCACUGGAGCCAUCAAUGAAGAAAGUUCAAAACAAACUGAGAGGAAAUCAAAAUGGGGACAUGAUCUUACACAGGAUGCGACUGUCAGGAGGGGAAAGGCUCUAGCUUUGCAGAUUCGAGUGGAUCAAAUCACAAAGCAGUUGGAAUCAGAAAAACUGGAAGUUGGGGACACUCAGAACUUGCCAUUGGGAGCUGAGAACACGGAUAAAAGCAAAUCUGGCUCUCAAAUGAACAGCAACAAGAAGUCAGAAAUGCUCGAACUUGAAAAGCGUGGAGCCAUAGGUGAAAUACUAAAAUUAGAUCCCAGUUACAAACCUCCACGUGGUUUUAAACCAUUGUUAAAAGAAGGCAGCAUUCCUUUGCCUGUUCAAGAAUAUCCUGGGUACAAUUUUGUUGGUCUAAUAUAUGGACCUGAAGGUGAUAAUCAGAAACAACUAGAAAAGGAAACUGGUGCCAAGAUAAAAAUUCAUGGAACCAAAGCAGACACAGGAGAGAAAGGUGAAAUUAAGCCUGGAACUGAUAUCCAUUCCAGUUACAAGGAGAUGUGUGUUAACAUAUCAGCUGAUAGUUUUGAAAAAGUGGAUGCAGCAAUGUCAAUAAUUGAACUGCUGAUUACCUCUGUAACUGGGAAUUUAGACGCUGGCUCUACACCCUCUGUAUCAGUUUCUAGGGAAAACACUGAUAUUCUGUGUCAAAGCCGAGAAGGCCAGCCUUCUCAUGCAGAUUCUGUUUCUCUGGAAAACAAGGCUGUUCUGCAACCAGGAGCUGUUACCCAAAAGUAUGAAGAUAACUUCCAAUACUCCACACCAUGGUUUUCAGUGGUUCCUUCUAAUACCCCCAUUUUUGCUUCAUCUGGCUCUGUAGCCCCCCCAAACCCAUUAGGCCUUGCUAGAACUCCCCAUUUUCCGUCGCAAACUUCAAAUUCGGUUCCUACUUUUGGUGCUCAACCUGGAUUUCAACCAAUUAUUCCAAAUCAACAUGUUUCCGUGCAAGCACCACCACCAAGACAGAUUUUACACUAUCCUCAUUUGACUCAAGCGAGUCCUUUGGGUCACGUUGGGCCCCCAAGAAAUGCUUCUGUAAUAUCUGUACGGAAUCUGUCAACUCCAACAAAUGCUUCACAUUCAUUUCCUGUUACUUUAAGCCAAUCAACGCCAAUAGGACAAGUGCAGACAUCAGUUUCUUCAUUUCCUCUACCCAUAUCUGGUGUAUCACCACUGCCCAUACCUAGCCAGCCCAUCACCCAUCUUGGGGCCCCUUCUGGACAGAAUGAAGCCCCUGUCGCUGUUAAAACAUCUAUUGGUCCCAGCAAUAUGGGGUCAAUGGCUCCACCUGGAAGACCUGCCUCUCUACAUCAACAACCUGAAGUUGCAUUUAUGCCACCACAGUCAAAUAUGUCAAUGAUACCACGAUCUGCUUCCUUUCCUUUACAUCAAGUAGGAAUAUCCCCCGGACCACUAUCAUCUUUGAGACCUAUGUCUGUACCAAUACCUGCACCUAAACAUUCAUCUGUAAACCAUUUAUCAGGACCUGUUUCAUUUCCUUCGUCAGGAAUAUCCCCCUCUUUUCCAUUGCCUCAGCAAGCGGGAAUACCCAAUUCUGCUUCUGGAAUUGCUCCUUUUCACACCCAUGUAAAACCAUCUGUCUUGGCGCCAUCAAAAUCUGGAAAUUUUACUUUUCGAUCACAUCCCCCCAAUGCAGACUACAGUCAAGUGGUUUCUGGACCAAACAGUCAAGCAGGUGCUACGCAGGAGCCACCUUCUGGUCCCCGGCCAUUUGGGUUUGGCGUGCCUGAUCAGCCUCUUCAAAACUUUCCUAGGACACAAUUCCCUGCUCAAAUGGAUCAAACCAUUUCCUUCGGGGGAAGAUCAGGUUCCAUGUCGAACUCAAUUCCUCCACCAAGGCAUACUGCAUUUCCAUAUGGUGGUCAACCUGCAUCUAGAUCUCCAGUCCCACAAAUGGGUAUGAAUAACUUCAUUCCUGCUCCACAAAGGCCAAACAUGACCGGUGCUGUUGCCCAAAGAGGCAUGCCUAUCCGACAAAGCUACGCCGUUCAGAUGGCACGGCCAGAUAUCCAUAUGCCCCUGAAUCACAAGUUUGUCAACAAUACGCUCAUGGCUUCUGGUAAGCUACCAUAUUCUGCGGACCAAAUUUAUGACCCCUUUUCACCCACUUCUGCACCUCCACAACAAAAAGGUAAUCCUGGACAAUGAGGGAAUUUGAUGUGGCCACAGAUACGUCGCUGACAGUGAAAUCUUGAGUUAUGACUGCUGUUUUAGGCAAGCAGGCGAGAUACUAAUUGUAUAGAUGGUUUCUUAUUACAAGUUUUAGUUGAGAGGACAUAUUGUCAUAGUUAUUUUUGGGCCUUUCUUCUGAGUGCCCAUUACCGAUGCUUUAUUGGGAAUUGAGUUCAGCCAAUCUUUUCAGAAAUGUGGUAAUCCCUCCACUAUGUAAGCCACUUCAUUUCAUUUGCAUUUGGAUUUCGUCACUGCGGUUGCGCCUGUUAGUUUUAA